Molecule: messenger RNA, 1726 nt
Organism: Diospyros lotus (date-plum)
Lineage: Eukaryota; Viridiplantae; Streptophyta; Magnoliopsida; Ericales; Ebenaceae
Product: beta-glucosidase 12-like
Exons: 13
Coding region: 24-1571 (515 amino acids)
Biological process (GO): carbohydrate metabolic process
Molecular function (GO): beta-glucosidase activity
Source: RefSeq, a predicted model, not a curated record
CAAGACUGUAAUCCAAAUCAGCGAUGGGGCCAUUAUCUCGUCGUUAUCAGCUUCUUCUUCUCUGCUUCUUGAUUGUUGUUCAGAGAGCAGUUACGGCUUCGACAGAUCCUUCAUGGCCGGCUUCAGCGCCACUCAAACGCAGCAGUUUUCCACAUGGUUUUCUCUUUGGGACGGCCUCAGCUUCUUAUCAGUACGAAGGCGGAGCCAAGGAAGGUGGCAGGGGCCCAAGCAUAUGGGACACCUUCACUCAUAAAUAUCCAGGCAAAAUAAAGGAUGGCAGCAAUGGAGAUGUGGCCAUUGAUUCGUACCAUCGAUAUAAGGAAGAUGUUGGGAUUAUGAAAGAAAUGGGUCUGGAUGCUUACAGAUUCUCAAUCUCAUGGUCUCGAAUAUUACCCCGUGGAAAACUAAGCGGUGGAGUGAAUAAAGAAGGGAUUAAAUACUAUAAUAACCUCAUAAAUGAGCUCCUAAGGAAAGGAAUAAAGCCCUUUGUGACUCUAUUCCAUUGGGAUCUUCCCCAAGCCCUGGAAGACGAAUAUGGUGGUUUUCUAAGUCCAAAAAUUGUGGAUGACUAUCGAGAUUAUGCAGAAGUUUGCUUUAGAGAAUUUGGUGAUAGAGUGAAGCAUUGGAUCACAUUGAACGAGCCAUGGUCAUAUACCACGGCUGGGUAUGCGACUGGUCUCUUUGCUCCGGGCCGAUGCUCCUCUUGGCAGCAAUUAAAUUGCACCGGCGGAGACUCGGCGACGGAGCCAUAUAUGGUGGCGCACCACCUGCUUCUGGCUCACGCGGCUGCAGUUAAACUGUACAGACAAAAAUAUCAGGCAUCUCAAAAGGGCAAGAUUGGAAUUACACUGAUCUCACAUUGGAUGGUGCCUUUCUCUGAAGCAAGGCUCGACCGGCAUGCUGCACAAAGGGCCCUUGACUUCAUGUUUGGCUGGUUUAUGGAGCCCAUAACAAGGGGUGAUUAUCCGCAUUCAAUAAGAAGCCUUGUGGGGAAGAGGCUUCCAAAGUUCACAAAACAGCAGAAGGAGAUGGUGAAAGGAUCAAUGGAUUUUCUUGGACUCAACUAUUACACUGCUAAUUAUGCCGCACAUUCACCAUACUCCAACCAACUUCACCCUAGUUAUUUAACGGAUCCUCUCGUUAAUCUCACAACUGAGCGGAAUGGGAUUCUCAUUGGUGCAAAGGCGGCUUCAGACUGGCUCUAUGUUUACCCCAAAGGCAUUUAUGAUAUUCUUCUAUACACAAAGGAAAAAUAUAAUAAUCCGCUUAUUUACAUUACAGAGAAUGGUGUUGACGAGGUGAACAAUGCUACACUCUCACUUGAGGAAGCCCUUAUGGACUACAUGAGGAUUGAAUACUACUACAGCCACCUCUCCUUUCUUCUCCAAGCCAUCAAGGAUGGCGUUAAUGUGAAAGGAUACUUUGCAUGGUCGCUACUGGACAAUUUCGAAUGGGCUUCAGGCUACACUGUUCGUUUCGGCAUCAACUAUGUAGACUACAAGAAUGGUUUGAAAAGAUAUCCAAAACUUUCAGCCAAAUGGUUCCAGGAUUUCCUCAAGAAGAAGAAUUAGUAGGAGUAUUAAUUAAUUAAUGUAUGAUUCCAAAUUAAAUAAUGUAAUCUUUCAACUGCCAGCCGACGACUAUAUAUACAAAUAAGGCAGUCUCUUCUCUGUACUUAAUUUAAUUAUUAUACGGACGUAAUUAAGGUUUGAUUUUAGUCACUUAA